GAAAGAGAGAGAUGGAGAGGAGAGGAGGGGAGGGGGGGCUUCCGGAAUUGUACACUAGUCUACUUGACGAGAAAAGAAGGAAGAUACACUGGGUUGGAUUCAGCCUCUUCCUCCCAAGUGCUCGGGGCUAAAAGAAAGGAGAAAGACCGCGGGGAGGGAAGGGAAAGUGAUGCGCCUCUGCCGGAGCAUCCAUUUCACGGCGCGGAGCGUCUGAACGCGGACGGGGACGGUGCGCAGUUGUCUGCGAAACGCGGCGCUUCUCUCUCCUCCUCCGGAGUCAGUUUCCUAGAGCGGCUGGCGGGAGGAAAGACACUUCCCCCUCCUCCUCCCUCAUCCUCCUCCUCAUCCUCCGCCUCGUCCUCCUCCCCUGCGUUUGCCGACGCGCACCGUAUUUCAUAACAAGCCUGUUUGCUCGCAGCGAAAAACCCGGGUCGACCGCAGUCGCUCGCAAUCUUGGCAUCUUUGUUUUGCGGAGUGGAAUUUGCGGUGCGCACCUCGAGGCGCAAACGCACGAGGGAGGGAGGGUGGGGGGGAAUACAGGACGGUUCAAGUUUUCCUGGAAGUUGCGCAGUGAAAGGAAAAAGAAAACAACAACAUGGGAAUUUGUGGCCAUUUGGCGGCGCCGGGGAAAAGCCUGCUCCUCCUCGGACUUAAAUUGUUAUUCCUUGUACCUGCAGGAGUUCCGGCGCGCAGCGGGGAUUCGGUAUUAAAGGACAACAUAACCGUCAGACAGGGGGACAGCGCCGUCUUAAAAUGCAACGUGGACAACAAAGUAUCACGAGUGGCGUGGCUCAAUCGCACCACCAUUCUAUUCGCAGGAAGUGAGAAGUGGUCUCUUGAUCCCCGCGUCAUCCUGAUGGAAAACACAGCCGUCACAGAGUACAGCAUCAAAAUCCAAAAUGUUGACGUCCACGACGAGGGGCCUUACGUCUGCUCCAUUCUCACUAACAAGAAACCAAAAUCCACAAAAGUGCAUCUCAUCGUCCAAGUACCCGCCAGGAUCACCAACAUAUCAAAGGACAUCACAGUGAACGAGGGCAGCAACAUUAAUCUCAUGUGUCUGGCGGUGGGUCGACCCGAGGCCACCAUCGUAUGGAAGCACCACUCACCGAGAGGCACCCACAAAUUUGUGACGGAGGGGGAAAAUCUGGAGCUGACAAGCGUCACCAAAGAGCAGUCAGGGUCGUACGAGUGCAUCGCUUCGAAUGAAAUCUCGAGCCCCGACGUCAGGACAGUGCAAGUCACCGUCAACUAUCCGCCCUUCAUUUCCAAGGCGCGGAGUACGGGUACUCCGGUCGGACAGAGAGGAACGCUGCAGUGCGAAGCCUCUGCGGUCCCGCGGGCGGAUUUUGAGUGGUACAAAGAAGACCGCAGGCUCUUCAAUGGACUAAACGGGGUCAAGAUCGAGAAUCAAGGUAGACAGUCCAUGCUCGUCUUCUUCAACGUCUCGGAAGAAGAUUAUGGCAACUACACUUGUGUCGCCAUCAACACCAUGGGAAUCACUAACGCCAGCAUAAUCCUUUAUGGUCCCGGCGCGAUCCACGACGUGAACGGCGCCGCCGUGUUGCCCCGCCGCUGCGUCCGCCUGCUGCUGACCGCGACCUUACUCCACCUGCUGAAGUUCUGAUGCGACACGCGCGACGACCGUCGAGCUCCUCUCGGCAGCGAGAACAGACUAUUAGUCCUAUUAGAAGAAUGGAAAUCCAAGAGCACCACUGGUUCACCUUUAGUUAUCUGGAUUUGUUUGUUUUUUUCUUUUCUUUCCGGCUUUGCAACAGAGUCUGUUCACUGUCGGCUCGCCUCCACGGAAGAAUUGAAUCAUGCACUAAUUUGACGAUGGUAGAACUUCUGAGUUUGUGUUCCCCCCCCCAAAACCGUUUUGUAUGUGGAAAGGGAAAAAAAAAAAAGAUAAAAAAAUAAAUGUAACUGUUAAUAGUUGACUGUUUAUUGCCCAAUAUUGAAGUGAACAUUCGGAUUAUUAUUAUUGUGUCACGUCCUGUUCAAUAUUUGUACUAUACCAUUAAGCUUUUUUUUUAAGUAAAUGACAAAAAAAAGGGAAAAAAUGCAACGUGAUUGUUGAAUUUUACUGUAUUUUUACAGUUGUAUGCAAAACAGGAUAAUAUGUCAUCCAUGAUAAACCGUUGAUUUCUCAGGCAAAGGUCUAUCAUCGUGAAUCCUAUUUUUUAUUUCUGUUGUAGUAUGUGUUGAAAAUGUACAAAUGUGUACAGACAAUUCCUGCACUGUUGUUGUUUUUUUUGUUUUUGUUUUAAAUUAAUUUGAAUCAAAAUGCAUACUCUUGUCAAACGGCAUUUCCUGAAACACCUAAUCCCAGUGUCAUAGCAGCUUCAUGGUGUAUUCAUGCUGAAAAUCUGCAGCAGGAUUUUCAGUCUCCAAACAUUGAACACUUUCAUGAUGUGUCAGUUAGGACCACGAGCCACUUCCAGUCUCUCCAGCGACAUACUGAUUAAUAAAAAAUAAAACUGUUAAUCUACAGCAAGUGUGGAUGGCAUCAGUAAAGUGUCAUGCAAGUGGAUGGUCUAAUUAGCAGCUUGAAACUGAACUGAAUCGUGGGAAAGAGUUACGGUUAGCAACAUUAUAUAGUUUUAUCGUAUAUGCUAUAAUUUACUCAGUACGUUGUCAAGUUACCUAUAGAAACCUGCAAAAAUACCUUCAUAUUUAACAAAGCAGCCUUUUACAGUAAGUUUUCUCAGGCAGCCACGGUGGUCCUCAAGUUUUCCUGGAUGAAGUCAGUGGAAUUUUAUGCAAUUGAGGCGUGUUGGGAUUUACAGAGGCAAACAGGUUGCGGCUCAUCAUAGAUCACGUUUGGGUUGAUUUUAUUAUGAAUGAAAUAAUAAAUAUGAAUUUAAUUUGUUCAUAAUAUCUCUUAAAAUCAUUGGAUUUGCUUUGAAUUAUUCACAACCGAUCAAUAGGAACUUGCAAGCUUAUAAACUAAUAACUAUACAAUAAUAAAUAUGAUUUCCCCCCCCCAGGCAGUCAUUUGUUUUUAUUGACAGCAGUAUGGUUGUUCUUUUUUGUAAAUCUAAAUAAUAAUAAUUAUAAUCGCUAACUUGUCUGGUUAUGCAAACGGCAGUGUUCACUGCUCCACCACUACCACGCCACAAUAACAUAACUCUGGCAGGAGUAAACGUUACGCUCAUAGUGAUGGAUUACUAAUAACGUACUGUAAAUCGACUGAUGAAAUGCAUUAAGAAAAUCUGUAUAUUUCUUUCAUUAUUUCCUUCACAAAUUAAUUAUGAAAUUGAAUGUUAAGAUUAGGUUUUACACUCAAACCCGUUCUGUCUCUUCGCCACACAAAAAAGGUGGUUAACCAUAUUUAUCACCCGGGUAUAUUAAAUAUUUUAAUUUUCCUGUGAAGUAGUGGAGUUGCUCCAUUCAGAACCUCUUCAGCGAAAAUGCGCCUGUGGAGGUCGGGGAGUUUUGGACAAUUUCUAAUCUUAAUUAAAAAAAAAUUAAAAACGGUGCACAGCUCCAGCCAAGCCACAGAUGACACGAGCAGGAAUAUUUCACGAAUGACAGCAAAGUCAACAGGAAUGAAUGUUCCGUGUAGCUGCUAUGAAGCUUUUCUUUUAUGUUUCUUUUUUCUUCUUCUUCAAGUGUAAGGAAUGUGUGCUUUCAAUCUGGUUUGCCCCGAGAUAAAUGGCAGACGCUGUUCUCGAGACCGCAGGAGUGACUGUUGUGUUCUGCGGGUCAGUGGAUGCAAUUUCCACAAAUGUUUUUUUUUCCCAGUCCGCCUUGCACAGAGAUUCUUCCAGUGACCAGAAUAUUCAGUACUUACAGCACAAGUGAUUGAUAAUGUGAUGUUCUGCUAAUUGUUAAGUUCACGCCUGUGCAUACGUGUGAGUGAAGAAGUGUGUUGAAGACAAAAACAACGGGGGGUGAGGUCGAUGUACGUGGGAAUGCUUUUGUUGUACUCACAUGUGAAGUUAUGUGCUUGUGAUUGAUGGUUGAACCAGUCGGCUGCGGACUACUGUAUGUCACGGGCUGACAGGGGAGGUUCAGGUGCCUGCAAACGAUAAAGUGAAGGGGUUACUGUAAUGCUUUCCAUUCCAGAUAGAUGAAACAUGAUAAAUAUUGAUGUCAAUACGCUUGAAUCAAUUUGUUUAAAAUCCCAAUUAAAACAGAGCUGAUACUGGAAUUCACUUUAAGGCGUAUAUUUUUGCGUAUAAAAGCAACUGCGUUGUUGACAUGGUGACACACUGUUUUUAUUGGUUCAAAAUGACAUUUUUUGUACUUCAAAUAGAAUGAAUGUAAAGAUGGACAGUGCAUCUCUACUUCCUCUCACUGUGCGAAAAUGCAGCAAAAAAUACUGCUGCCGUAUUGUGCUGGUGACUUCACAUGACUGCACAGGAGUGAUUGUGGAUCACGCAGCAACAAACUCAUUCGACCAAUCACGAAUCAGUUUCAGCUGUCAAUCAUCAUAUUUCACCUGUUUUAUACAUAUAUAUAUGGCAUCAAAUAACUUAUUAAAACCAAACUUGGACAUAUAUCAGUGUGAUCAGAACUACCUACCAUGACCUUUGCUUCAUGUUUAGGGAGCGGCCAUGUCGUCCAUCUUUACAUACAGUCUAUGACUCCACAUUAUCUAUCAACCCCUUCAACUCCCCGGGCAUUUGAAAGUUUGCAAUAUUUCAGAAUUCAUUUGACUUUGAGUUCGCAAACAAAGACUUCCAUCGAUGACUGCUUCGUUGACCUGUUUUACAUAUUUUUACGACUUUACUGGAGGUUCGGCACACGAUAGUCAACUGUGCGGUAUAUAAUCACUGUAUCAUUUGAUGGAGAGAGAUUGCCCAUAAACUGCUUACAUGUGAAUUUAAGUUGCAAAUCAUUUGUUUUGACUAUGACCCAAUACAUAUGGUCUCUCA
Scophthalmus maximus (turbot) is the source of this 4883-nucleotide messenger RNA. It is a transcript of the gene opcml, whose product is annotated as opioid binding protein/cell adhesion molecule-like. Bases 596 to 1627 code for a protein of 343 amino acids. Gene Ontology annotation, cellular component: neuron projection. NCBI's taxonomy places the organism in Eukaryota, Metazoa, Chordata, Actinopteri, Pleuronectiformes, Scophthalmidae. The transcript is spliced from 7 exons. The record is from RefSeq and is a predicted model, not a curated record.